CCGGCUGGGCGCCCGGCCCACUGGUGGGGGAAACUGGCCCACCCAUUGGGCCGGGGGGGGGGGGGGGGGAGCAAAGGCGAGCCGCUAUUGGUUCGGCUACGGUGUCAGUUAUCCUGCGGGGUAUCCGCCCCCUGGGGGAAGGUCCAAUGGACUGGGGUGGCAGCCCAGCACAGUUGAGAGCAGAGUUUGAAGCCGACAAAUAGGAGUUACGAGCUGAUGCUAGCACUGACAAAAAACUCAGGCAGAAGAGAUCAUGACUUCUGUCAAAGAGCAGGAAGCCAUCAGGAAGCUCAUGGUUUUCUUGCAGGAAUGGGAUAGUGCCCACAAAGUUGCUCGAAGCCGCAUCCUGGACAACUUCAUUGAAAGCAACGAUGGCAAGACAGAACCAGAGCUGGAGCUGGAGUUCUCCCAGGGAGCCAGCUUGUUUCUGGCUCGCCUAACUGCAUGGCUCAGGAUGUCCUACAUGUACAGCACGUGCCUUGACAAGCUGCUCAAGUCCAUUGGCAUCUUCCUAUCUGCUGCAAGUGGACGCAGAUACCUUAUUGAAUUUCUGGAGAUUGGAGGUGUCUUGAUUCUCCUGGAAAUGCUAGGGCUGAACCACCUGAAAGAAGAGGACAAAAGGGAGUCUGUAAAGCUGCUGCAGCUCGUCGCAGACGCUGGCAGGAAGUAUAAGGAGCUCAUUUGUGAAAGCUACGGGGUGCGAUCCCUUACUGAGUUCUUGGCCACUUCCAACUCAGCAGAGGCUCAAGAAGAUGUGCAGGUUCUGCUGGAGUCUUUGGGCCGCAGCAAUCCCAAGUACCAGAAUCAAGUCUACAAAGGCCUCAUUGCUGUUCUGCCGUGCACCUCCCCCCGCGCCCAGCAGCUGGCUCUGCAGACGCUCGGGGGCAUGCAGGACGUGGUGGGAGAGGUGCCCUCUGUCCUUGUGGAGCCCGUGCUGGGCGUGCUGUGCUCCGUGCACCUGGAAGUCCAGUAUGAAGCCAUCCAGCUGCUGAAGGCCCUCAUGGCCCACGAGGUCCGGCCAGCCCUGCUGAAGGGCCUGGUUGCAUUACUGACGCCACGCAGGAAGAAAGCAUUUACCUUCUGCGAUGAGACCACCAAAGGUCCAACAGCACUUCGCCUGAGGGAGCCCGUGCUGGUGUACAUUCAGCAGGCAGCUGCCGCAAAAGCCAUUGGUGUAUUAGCCAAGGAGUCAGCAGAAGUGGCUGAAGAACUGAUCCAGCUGAAAGUGGUACAUGGCUUGAUGGUUGCUGUGGGGAACCUGGAUCAUGUGGCCAGCCAGAGACAUGCCAGCAUCUCCCUGGAGUAUUUUGUCCAUACAUUUCCCUUUGUGGAGGAGUGCGUAAAGAAGGCACUAGGACACACACUGUUCCAGCACUUUAUGGACAGUCCUGAGAUGUGGUACACAAAAAUGGAUCCAGUCCAGGCUGAAGAACUGGCCUCCAAUAUAGUAGACAUCCCCGGAGACAUGGCAAGGAUGCAGUCCAGAGGUGAGCAGGAAUGACUUCCACGCGAAGAAAAAAAAUGUAACUUCAAUCCGAACCAAAGCUGGGAAUCUGUCAAGAUUCAGUGUUUCCAAAUGCUUAUGACAUGUAUUACCAUAAAUCCUUUCAGAGAGCGGAGUGCUUUCCAGGAAGGAACCAAGCAGCCUUUUGUGAACUAAAUGAAGGAAAGCUACCAAACCUGAAAUGUGCAAUUGUCAUCUUGUUAACCUAUGGCAAAAGUCAGUCAUCUUUUUACUUGUCACCUCAUUGGAGAGGUGUAGAAGCAUGUAAAGCAGAGACCAGGAGGCACUCACUGCUCUGUCACAGGGGUUCCAGAUAUCAGCAAAACCCCCAGGGAAACCUGGGACUCAGUCCCUGCAUAUCUACCUUACCCUGCAGGUACCCAAGGUCAGCCAUGGGGCACUCAAAACACACACUCCCACCCUCUGCUUCGAGGCAUUUGAGUUCUCCAGGUCCUUCAGAUUUUGCGCAAAGUCCCCAAGGUGCCAUACCCUAAUUAGUUCAUAUCAAAGUCCAUCAAGAACACCAAGUGUUUUGUGUCAUCUGUAGGGCCAUGUCAGGGACACAUUCUUGGCACACCACUUACAGAUGAGACCCAAAGUACUACAAAAAGUAAAAGGCACAGGUGUUGUCAUUCAGGACAGAGUAAACUCCCUACAAAAAAAAAAAAAAACCAAAACACCACACAAGACAGGGCAGCUUGAAGUCUAGCAUGAGAGACUCCUCUGAGGAAAGACAACAUUAAUCACAGAGUUUAAUCUCUAUUAUGUCUCACAGAGAACACCCAGGCUAGUUUCAUAAGACAGCUCUAAGAUAAUGUGUUCCUAACAACCAACCUCCAAAUUGCUGUUACAGGCAAUGACAAGAAAACUUUUGGUCAGAGUAAAAGCAGCCAAAACACCUUCUGCAACAAGAGUAGAAUCCCCAGGUCAGAAAGGCCAUUACCUGUCAGCGUAUCUCAGUGUGUUUAAGGUGUAUUCACAUGAACUCAUGCCUGGAGAAAUCAUUGC
Aquila chrysaetos chrysaetos is the source of this 2512-nucleotide messenger RNA. It is a transcript of the gene ARMH1, whose product is annotated as armadillo like helical domain containing 1. NCBI's taxonomy places the organism in Eukaryota, Metazoa, Chordata, Aves, Accipitriformes, Accipitridae. The record is from RefSeq and is a predicted model, not a curated record. The transcript is spliced from 13 exons. The coding region runs from base 254 to 1501 and encodes 415 amino acids.